UAAUUGAGUGUCAGAAACUAUAUUGUUACACUCAUUGCUGGUAAAUAGGCACACGUCACAAACAAUUAAGCAGAAGGAAUAACUCAAUCUGAAUUUUACCACAAUCCACCAGUUGGGAGAACACACAGCAGACAUGGCAGCCCUCAAAUUAAAGACAUUUAGUAUGGAAGAGACGUUAAACAUGGUAGAGCAUCGGACUGAUUCAUACUACACCAGUGACCUAGUGGUGAGAAGAGGACAACCAUUCAUAGUGAAAAUCACCUUUAACAGACCUUUGCAGAAAGGAGACAAGGUGGAAUUCAUUGCUGCCACAGGACCAGAUCCUCAGGAGUCUGACCACACCAUGGUUGUCUUUUCACUCUCUAAUUCUAGUAGUGAGAGUUCCUGGACUGCUGUUCCAGAUUCCAGUUCUUCACAGGAUACAAGCGUGACAAUCACAAGCCCGUCCGAUGCUGUGAUUGGCCGGUACAAGUUAAACAUGCAUAUCUCUUCCAAAAAGAAAAGGAUGUACUAUAAAUUAAAUAACGUCGUACUGCUAUUUAAUCCAUGGGCUACAGAUGACGAUGUCUUCAUGGAGGAUGAAAAUGAGAGGCAGGAGUAUGUGUUAAAUGACAGUGGCACCAUUUACUUUGGACUUGAAGAUCAUAUUAUGGAAGAGCCAUGGAACUUUGGACAAUUUGAGGAAGGAAUUCUGGACAUUUGUCUAAAGAUCUUAGAUAACACUGUACACCACCAGCAAGAUCCAGUUAUAGACUGCUCCAAGAGGAAUGGCCCUAUCUACGUGAGCAGGGUGCUUACUGCAAUAGUUAAUAGUCUGGAUGAAGAUGGACUGUUAGAAGGAAGCUGGGCUGGAACAUAUAGGGAUGGGACAGAUCCCCAAGAGUGGAUUGGGAGUGUGGAAAUCCUUCAAAAGUGGCAGAAAUCAGGUUAUAAGACUGUUAAAUAUGGACAGUGCUGGGUAUUUGCUGGAGUCCUGUGUACAGUUUUUCGGGCAUUGGGAAUUCCAACCAGGGUGAUAACAAACUUCUGUUCAGCUCAUGAUAAGGAGAAAAAUAUGAGCAUUGACACCAUUUACAGCAGUACAGGGAGAAAUAAAAGUAAAGAUACAAUGUGGAAUUACCAUUGUUGGAAUGAAUGCUGGUUUCUCAGACCAGACCUGGGAUUGAACUAUGGAGGAUGGCAAGUACUGGAUUCUACUCCUCAAGAGAUCAGUGAUGCAUUGUAUUGCUGCGGCCCUGUAUCAGUUCAUGCAGUGAAAGAAGGAGAUUUGGAUCUUGACUACGAUACCCUCUUUGUAUACUCUGAAGUAAAUGCUGACCGUUACACUUGGGUGCACUAUGACAAGGACGUAAAAGAGAAAGUGUACACAGAUACCAAAUUUGUGGGAAAAAAUAUCAGCACUAAGUCUGUAGGUACAUUGGAACGUGAAGAUAUUACAGUAAACUACAAAUACCCAGAAGGGUCCGAAGAAGAAAGAGCCAUUUAUCAGAAGGCUACCAAAAAGUUAUCUGAAAUGGGACACCUGAAAAAGGAACAUCUUGGAGAAAGAACAGGGAAAAAGCGCUCCAAAAAGAAGAAAAACGUUAACGCUAGCGCAGACAGCAACAAUGAGGAGCCAGUUACAUUAGUCAUUACAGGCAAAUUCAAGCUGAAGGCAGAGCCAAAACUUGGAGAAGAUGUCAACCUAACGUUGAUACUGAGAAGCUCUAGCAAAAAUAGUGAAACUGUGAAAAUUAAAUUAAGUUCAUCUUCUAUUGAAUACACUGGGAGGCCAAGUUCUGAGAUUUUUAAGGAUGCAACAUCUUGUACUAUAGCACCCAUGGGAGAAAAAGAGAUUCCGGUAAAAAUAACUGCAUCUAUGUAUGAGGAGCAACUGACGAAAGACUAUCUUAUUGAAGCGGUUGCUCUGUGCGAGUUAAAAACUAAAAAAAAACUACUGGUUCGCAAAGUCAUAGCUGUGGGAAAACCUCCAAUAGAAAUUAAGGUAUUAAGUUAUGCUGUGGUGGAUGAGCCGUGUGAAUUGCAAAUUAACUUCACAAAUCCUCUUUCUGUCCCACUAAAUGAUGGGAUACUGUUGGUAGGAGGCAGUGGUCUGGUGAAGAAACUGAUAAAAAAGAAGGUACCAAAGAUGGAGCCAAAUGGGACAGGCAGCAUUCUACUGGAAAUCACCCCGUACCGAAGUGGCAUGAGGCAGCUAGUAGUGGAUUUAAUCUCUAAACAGUUUCCACCUAUAAAAGGAUCUCACAAUUUCCAUGUUGAAAAUCUUGAUACAGAAGAAACCAUAGAUUUAACGGACAACUAAACAUUU
Molecule: messenger RNA, 2308 nt
Organism: Pelobates fuscus (common spadefoot toad)
Lineage: Eukaryota; Metazoa; Chordata; Amphibia; Anura; Pelobatidae
Product: protein-glutamine gamma-glutamyltransferase E-like
Exons: 13
Coding region: 134-2302 (722 amino acids)
Biological process (GO): peptide cross-linking
Molecular function (GO): protein-glutamine gamma-glutamyltransferase activity
Source: RefSeq, a predicted model, not a curated record